Medioppia subpectinata is the source of this 579-nucleotide messenger RNA. The record is from the annotation of a GenBank genome assembly. Lineage: Eukaryota; Metazoa; Arthropoda; Arachnida; Sarcoptiformes; Oppiidae.
AUGGAGCCUCUGGUCUUCUUCUCGUGCGGCAACUUCUGUGCCGGCGGUAGGAAAGGGAUCGGCUCUCGAGGCGCGAACAGAGCCAACAGAUUCGGUGGCAAGUAUUGGGUCAUCGCUUCAGAUCAACAGACAAUCCGAAGAUAUCCGACCCGUUUCAAGAAGACCCGCAAACUUCGUGGACACGUGUCUCACGGACACGGACGCAUCGGUAAACACCGCAAACAUCCCGGCGGUAGAGGUAAACACCGCAAACAUCCCGGCGGUAGAGGUAAUGCCGGCGGUCAACAUCACCAUCGGAUUCAUUUCGAUAAAUAUCAUCCUGGUUACUUCGGCAAAGUGGGAAUGCGAACCUUUCACGUCAAGAAGAAUAGUCUGAAACACUAUUUGCCGACCAUUAAUAUCGAGCAGAUCUGGGCUCUGGUCGGCGAUCGUAUGCGAGAGCACUACCAGAAGAGCACCGACGGGAAGGCGCCCGUCAUUGAUGUCAUUAAACACUUUCACAAUCCGUUUCCUGCCGAGGGCUUCGUCGGCGACUAUCACUUCCGGUCCAAAAAGUCGUUUUCGCGGCUUCGCUUCUAG